Molecule: messenger RNA, 7909 nt
Organism: Etheostoma spectabile (orangethroat darter)
Lineage: Eukaryota; Metazoa; Chordata; Actinopteri; Perciformes; Percidae
Gene: rims2a
Product: regulating synaptic membrane exocytosis 2a
Exons: 36
Coding region: 247-5508 (1753 amino acids)
Biological process (GO): regulation of membrane potential; intracellular protein transport; positive regulation of synaptic transmission
Cellular component (GO): presynaptic membrane; cytoskeleton of presynaptic active zone
Molecular function (GO): small GTPase binding; transmembrane transporter binding
Source: RefSeq, a predicted model, not a curated record
UCUCUCUCUCUCUCUCAUUGCAUCCAUUUUUGUGCAUUUAAGAAAUCUCCAAGAAUUACCAACCUGGAGGAAAGCGAGCUGACCAGAGUGACAGAGGAGGGUUAAGGGCUCCAAACGACAACAAACAAGGACGGACCGGGGCCACCUUUUAUUCCAACAUGAGAAUAAAACCGUUCUAAAGGAUGGCAGCGAUGGGUUAGGCAGGAUUUAACAUGACUGCAAAAUAAAAGCCACUCUGUGUAAAAUAUGUCUGCUCCACAAGGGCCCCGGGGCGGCCCCGGCCCUGCCGCCGCCGCUGCUGCCUCAGCGGCCGGCGCCAUGCCGGAGAUGCCGGACCUCAGCCACCUCACCGAGGAGGAGAGGAAGAUCAUCCUCGGUGUCAUGGACCGACAGAAGAAGGAGGACGCGAAGGAACAGUCGAUGCUAAAGAUCAAAGAAGAACCAAAGCCUCAGCCGGCACAGUGGUUUCCCUUUAGUGGGAUCACUGAGCUGGUAAAUAACGUCCUUCAGCCCCAGCAAAAGUCCCAAAAUGACAAGGAGCCAGAGCCAGACGCGAAGUUGCACCAGCAGUUUGAAUCGUACAAGGACCAGGUUAAGAAGAUGGGGGAAGAGUCUAAGCCGACUCAGGAACAGAACAGCGAAGCCCCAACCUGCGGGAUAUGCCACAAAACCAAGUUUGCCGAUGGCUGUGGCCACCUCUGUUCAUAUUGCCAAACCAAAUUCUGUGCUCGGUGCGGAGGACGAGUGUCUCUGCGGUCAAAUAAGGAGGACAAAGUGGUUAUGUGGGUAUGCAACUUGUGCCGAAAACAACAAGAAAUCCUCACCAAAUCGGGGGCGUGGUUCUACGGCUCGGGGCCUGGUCAGGUGCUGUUUGAGGGUGGGCCGCAGGGCAAGAAGGCCAAACUGCAGGACCCAUCCCUGUACCCCUACCAGGGAGCCUCAGGGGACUUGACACCAGCGUCAGACAGAAGCAGACCUCACGGCGGACUCCUGCCCAGACAGUCGUCCCUUGACAACGGAUCGGGGCUGAGGUACGACACACCCAUAGACAGGAAACGAAGCCCAUCUGCAUCCAGGGAUCCAAACCAAAAAUACGACCAAAGGGAGGGGGGCGACCACUCGCAGUAUGCCCCGCCGGACGGCGGCAUGCCCAGAUCACCGUCUGACUAUGGGGAUGGGGACCCUCGGCGGGCUCCGCGGGGCCAUCACAUGUACCCAGACGCAGAUGCGGCACGGAUGGGUUACCGGGACCGGCGGGGCCCCGGACGCUGGCACUCCCAGGAAUACCCGCUGGACCAGGAGCUAGACGGACCACCCAGCGAGUAUGACCUCCAGCGGCAGCGGCAGGAGGAAUUCCAGACGCGCUAUCGCAGCGACCCCAACCUGGCGCGCUACCCUGUCAAGCCGCAGCCCUACGAGGAGCAGAUGAGGAUGCACGCCGAGGUGGGCCGCUUGCGGCACGAGCGCCGCCAUAGUGACGUCUCCCUGGCCUACACGGAGCAGGACGACCCAGGCCCCAUCCGGCUGUCCCGUCAGCAUCUCACCGAGCGCCGGCCGCCAAUGGCGGGACAGCGCUCCUACUCCGUCGACCGCUCCUCUCCUGGGCCCAUGGGUCCCGGCCUCGGAGGCCACAGAAGCUCCAACCACAGCCCCCCGACGCCUCACCGUAGCCCCGUGCUGGGUGACAGAUCUGGGGACUUGCGGAGAGGCGACAUGAGUGGAGGCGGGGAUCCCAUGAGGAGGCAGCAACACCACUUGGACCCCAAUUCAGCUCUCCGCAAGACCAAGAGGGAGAAGAUGGAGAGCAUGUUGAGGAAUGACUCUCUCAGCUCGGACCAGUCGGAGUCGGUGCGCCCGCCACCCCCCAAGCCCCACAAAACCAAAAAGGGAGGAAAGAUGCGGCAGGUGUCGCUGAGCAGCUCGGAGGAGGAGCUGGCUACCACACCGGAGUACACCAGCUGCGAGGACGUGGAGAUAGAGAGUGAGUCAGUCAGUGAAAAAGGGGACAGUCAAAGGGGAAAAAGAAAAACUAUUGAGCAGACAUUUAUGUCCGAGCCGACACACACCUUAUCUGAGAGGCAAAAGAAAAUGGUGCGCUUUGGGGGACACUCAUUUGAAGAGGACUUGGCAUGGUGUGAACCGCAGGUUAAAGACUCGGGAGUUGAUACGUGCAGUAGCACUACCCUAAACGAGGAGCAUAGCCAUAGUGAGAAGCACCCGGUGACGUGGCAGCCGUCCAAAGAUGGGGAUCGCCUAAUAGGGCGUAUUUUACUCAACAAGCGCAUGAAAGAUGGAAGCGUGCCUCGAGACUCAGGAGCUCUGCUUGGUCUGAAGGUGGUGGGAGGCAAGAUGACAGAAUCUGGUAGACUUUGUGCUUUUAUCACGAAAGUGAGGAAAGGAAGUCUAGCAGACACUGUUGGACACCUCAGACCAGGUGACCAGGUGCUGGAGUGGAAUGGGAAGCUUUUACAAGGAGCCACAUUUAAAGAAGUUUACAAUAUCAUUCUAGAUUCUAAGCCUGAGCCGCAGGUGGAGCUGGUGGUCUCACGGCCUAUAGGAGAUAUUCCAAGGAUACCAGACAGCACACAUGCACAACUGGAAUCAAGUUCGAGUUCUUUUGAGUCUCAGAAGAUGGAUCGCCCGUCCAUCUCCGUCACGUCCCCCAUGAGUCCCAGCAUGCUGAGGGACGCCCCCCAGUACCUGUCAGGACAGCUCUCAAGCCAAAGCCUUAGUAGAAGAACAACGCCUUUUACCCCUAGGGUCCAGGUCAAAUUGUGGUAUGACAAAGUGGGCCAUCAGCUAAUCGUCACCAUCCUGGGCGCCAAAGACCUGCCAGCCAGAGAAGACGGCCGGCCCAGGAACCCUUACGUCAAAAUCUACUUCCUCCCUGAUAGAAGUGACAAAAGCAAGAGGAGAACAAAAACGGUAAAGAAAUCCUUAGAGCCCAAAUGGAACCAGACCUUUAUGUAUUCGCCGGUGCACCGGCGGGAGUUUCGGGAGCGCAUGCUGGAGAUCACUUUGUGGGACCAAGCCAGGGUGAGGGAGGAGGAAAGCGAAUUCCUGGGAGAGAUCCUUAUUGAGCUGGAGACGGCUCUUUUGGAUGACGAGCCACACUGGUACAAGCUGCAAACCCACGAUGUGUCCUCCAUGCCGCUCCCACGUGCCUCCCCGAACACACAGCGCCGGCAGCUCCACGGAGAGAGUCCGACACGGAGGCUCCAGAACAAAGGCUCACAUGCAUACAACUCAGGAUCCCAGAGGAUAAGUGACAGCGAGAUCUCAGACUACGACUGUGAAGAUGGUGUUGGGGUAAUAACAGACUACCGGUCCAACGGCAGAGACUUCCAGAGCUCCACGUUGUCCGUCCCCGAGCAGGUGAUGUCGUCUAACCACUGCUCUCGGUCGGACGACAUUAACCGGGCGAGAUCGCGCUCUCCCAGCGUUCCCCCACCCUCCAGCAGAAGUCUGGACCCAGCCUUUGACCUUAGGCCUUCUCAGUACAGCUCCUCCACUAGAGUGGACCACCACAGUGUGUCCGAAGAUAACUACUCACCUGACAGCCGCAACCAUCGCGUGCAUCCGAUCUGCCGAGAGGAAGCAGUCAGGUUACUGCGUUCCACUAGGAUGGCCCGCGCCUAUUCAGAGGGCGCCUACUCCUCCGACUAUGACUACGAGAGGAACCACGGAGCCAUGGAUAGACACGAGUACCACAGCAGGUCCCGCUCUGCAGACCAGCGGCCCACUAUAGAGCGCCCCACAUCCCGCUCGCGCUCCACUGAACGCCCCCACGACUCUUCGCUCAUGAGGUCCAUGCCGUCUCUGCCAUCUGGGAGGUCCGCACCCCCCUCACCUGCCUUGACGAGGGCGCAUCCUCGUAGUGGAUCAGUCCAGACCAGUCCCACCAGUACCCCCAUGUCCAGUAGACGAGGACGGCAACUCCCACAGCUUCCACCCACGGGGAAAGAGAGAAAAGAUGGAGACGAAGGAACAGAGCCUUGUGAAGCGGUAACAGGGGAGGAGCUCGGGGCACCUGAACCCCAAACUGGUCGCCCAGGUAUGGACAUGGAGGAGAGGACCAGGCAGAUGAAGCUGAAGAUGAACAAGUACAAGCAGGGAGCGGGCUCCGACUCCAGGCUGGAGCAGGACUACCACAAGCGUUCGGGCAGAGAUCCACGGGGCUCAGAUAACCUGUCGGCCAAGUCCUCGGACAGUGAUGUAAGCGACGUGUCCGCUGUGUCGAGAACCAGUAGUGCCUCUCGGUUCAGCAGCACGAGCUACAUGUCUGUCCAAUCAGAAAGGCCGCAGGGAAACCGCAAAAUCCGCCAGUUGCGAUCAAGGAGCCAGUCUGGCGAGGGGGACGAGCAGUUAGAAGGGCUAGAGGCGGAGGGGAUGGGUGGGGGAGGACGAAGCGGAGAAGGGCGAAGGACUAGUAAAGAGGGAAGAUCACAGGAAGGGAGGAAGGGAUCAGGGGGGAAAGUAGACAGAGACAAGGAGCACCAGGAGGAUUUGGUGGAGAAAGAAGAGGACUUGCACCAGAGGAGUAUCUCAGAGACUGACCUCAGUGACUUUGCAUCCAAAAUGAAAAACAGGCAGAUGGGCUCGUCGGGCGGCGUGAACAUGACCAAGAGCACAAGCGUCAGCGGCGACAUGUGUAACCUGGAGAAGACGGACGGCAGCCAGUCGGACACGGCGGUCGGCACGGUAGGCACCGACGAGAAGAAGAGGCGCUCCAGCAUUGGUGCCAAAAUGCAGGCCAUGGUUGGCAUGUCGCGCAAGAGCCGGAGCACCUCUCAGCUCAGCCAAACAGAAGCGGGAGGUAAGAAGUUACGCAGCACGAUCCAGAGGAGUACGGAGACGGGCCUGGCGGUGGAGAUGAGGAGCAGGAUGACUCGGCAGGCCAGCCGGGAGUCCACAGACGGCAGCAUGAACAGCUACAGCUCCGAGGGAAAUCUCAUCUUCCCUAGUGUGAGGCUCUCCUCAGAAGCCCAGUUCAGUGACUUCCUGGACGGUCUGGGCCCCGCCCAGCUGGUCGGACGACAGACGUUGGCUACUCCACCUAUGGGUGACAUCCAGAUCGGUAUGGUGGACAAGAAAGGAGCACUGGAGGUGGAGAUUAUCCGAGCCCGUGGCCUUGUGGGAAAACAAAGUUCCAAGGCACUGCCAGCACCAUAUGUAAAGGUCUACCUAUUGGACAACGGAGUCUGCAUAGCCAAAAAGAAAACAAAAGUAGCAAGAAAAACCUUGGAUCCUCUUUACCAGCAGCAACUGCCGUUUGAGGAGAGUCCAGGAGGGAAGGUGUUACAGGUCAUCGUUUGGGGCGACUAUGGACGUAUGGACCAUAAAUCCUUCAUGGGAGCAGUUCAGAUACUGUUAGAUGAGCUGGACCUGUCCAACAUGGUGAUUGGCUGGUUUAAGCUCUUCCCUCCUUCAUCAUUGGUGGACCCUACUCUGGCCCCACUGACAAGAAGAGCUUCCCAAUCCUCGCUGGACAGUUUCUCUCGAUCAUAGCAGCGUGUGGACUGAUAGCGUUGUUGUAGCAGCCAGUGUUGCGAUUACAGGUCACGCCCCCCCCGGUUACACUGCAUGCUUGAUGUUGUGUCUUCUGAGCCUGUUUCUAGGGGGUGCAAACGUGAUCCUGUGUUUUGAGCAAGAACGUUGCGCACAUUGUGCACAUGGCAAAGCACCUGGCGGCCGGAAUUGCCCGGUGUUGUCUGUUGUUGUCUGGAGGAAGCUGGAAUGAACUCCUUAGCACGAGGAAUCCGUCAGUUCCAGGUUUUCAUCCGAUUCGAAGCCAUGGGGGUCAGUGCUGGGAACCGCAAAACGAGUUCUACAGAAGCCCUGUUUCGAAUGAAAAAUAAAUGUUUUGCUUUUAUGAUUGUUCUUUUUUUUUUCCAUCUUUUUUUUUCCUUCUUUUUUUACAUCAGUGUACUUGUAUCUGAAGGGGGGGGGUGACACUGUUUCUAUCCAGAUGCUUGGUCACGCCACGCCAACAGACCUAGCUGUGUAGAUUGGGGGAGUUUUGGAGACCAUCACUUUGGGUGAGGUGCGUCCCAACUUGAAUCCACACUCCCCUAGACCUCUAAAGAAAAUAGCCCACACUCUAGGCUUAUGUACUGAGUCACACCGUACUGGUGAGUCACCAGAAAGGUAAUCAGAGGCAAGAUAGAAGUGGCUACCAUCGACACGCCAGAAUCUACAGUAACAAUCCCAACCCCAUCAAAAGAUGUACAAUCUACCAUCAUUCUUUCUCUGUUGAUAUAUUGUAUGAAAAUUAAAUGAGAAAACAUAUUUUUUCCCCAUUUUAGUUCAUUUGCAUGGACAAAAAUUUAGCUGAAUUUAAAAAAAAAAAAAAAAAAGAAAGACAAUUAUUUUCUUGAGGCUGCAACUUGCAAAAAAAAGAUGAAGAAAAAUAAAACAGAUCAGCCAUUUUCAACAAUUUAUAUUAUUUUUAAAGAUAAAUUUCACUAGUGCAUGGUUUUCAAGGGGAGUGAAUGCAACGUCGUGAUUAAAAAAGAAGAAGACAUUGUUUAUCAUUCUUUAGACCAUUCAUGAGUCGGUGUUUUGCAGACAUGCAGAUAAGGCAAACUUAAAGGAAACUUUAACAGAAAAUGUUUAUGUGACAAAAAGUGAUAAUGAAAAUAAAUGUAAAUUAUUUAUUUCAAAAUAAUUUUAAAAGGCUCAUGCCUUAUAAAGAUAAAAAUUAUGUGCAAAUUGUACAUGUUUCUCUUUUUCUUCCUUGUCCCAGGGUACUUCAGGGUACUACUCAUUGCUACCAUUGUUCAGUCCCCUGAUAUUGUCCAGAUUUUCGGACUGUUGGUUAUUUUACAGUUCUGUAUUGUUUCAGGAUGUACUUUAUUUUGGAUUUGAUUUGUUUAACAAGCAUGUUGAAAAGGAUUUUCUGCAACAUGGCUUGGGCACACCUUACAGUAACUCAGCAUGUUUUGAUAAAGAUGAUAUUUGGAAUUUUUGCAGUUUCUUGUACAGUGCAUGUCAACUUCAUUACUUUUCUCCCUCACUUUCAAUUGAACUCUACAGCAAAUUAGUUAUUGGUCUUCUGCGGCCAAUUUAUUGACGUUUUAACAAAAACAUUCCACCCCCGAGAUCAUAUUUUCUUUCAGGUUUCUGAAAAAAAGUGACAAGGAAAAUGUUUUAUAUUUAAUGGAGGUUGACGAAACAGUCGCGACUGCAAGUGUAUUUUCUUUCAGUAUUGUUGACGAACAUGCAAAAAUAAUCUGUAUUGGUACAGCAAGAGGUCUAUACCUAAUCAAGAGGCAGCAAACAUGCAAGAGAUGUAUGUGGCUCAAUAUUACAGCCACUGUUUGUGAAAAUGAGCUAAUCACAAGUUCAAAUAACAAGGGAUAUUGCCACAGAAAAUGUUUUGUUUUUUCUUGUUUUAAUGAAAAUGAAAUUAAUUUUACUAUAUUUUUGUUAGUUUUAUUUAAAAGCCAAGACCAGUUUAUUUUUUAUUUUCUAUUUUUAGUAAUUAUAAAUGCCUCCCAUGUCUGGGAAGUAUGUGAAUCUUAUAGUUGCAGUAUGUCUGAAUGAAAUUAAACUGAGGCAUUAUUCCUAUUCCAGAUGACGAUAUUGCGUUUCAAUGUCCAAGAAAACCUUGUCGCUGUAACGAGCUAUGGUAUAUAUUUUAAUUUUCAUUGUAAAUACCUUUAGAUGUCAGAAUUUGAAUAAACAAGCUACCAUGAAUAGAUUGAUAGACUCUUUUGGAACAGGAAAAUUGCCUCACAUGAUGACAAAGACAUAUGUUAUUUAUCCUUUUGAAUGCCUUUUCAUUUUUCUCUUUUUUGGUGCAAUGUGUUAAUGCCAAGGCUAUGUCUUGGUUGAGUAUGGUUGAGUACAGAGAUUUAUGUAAGUUAUUUUUCAAAUUAAAAAUAAAAAAAAUUGAUAUCACACUGAU